UUACAAGGUAUAGCGCUGACAGUGAGUAAGGGUGUGUGUGCAGGCUUUACAAAGGGACGGUUGAUUUUCUGUCCUCAUCGCUGGGUCUUGGGGGGAAAGCUUCAGAUCCGCGCAUUUUCAAAGUGGAUUCCUGUUUAUAAAGAAAAACUCACAUAGUCUGGCGAGAGGAAUCCGAGAUGCAGGACUGCAAUGGAGUGGAGAAUGGCUUCAUCAACGAUGAUGACCUGAAAGCCAUGCUGAAAGGUAGCAACCUACAGAAGAUCAAAUCCAGCUCCUGGAUGAAACCCCGGUUUUACAAGCUGCUCGAGGACUGUCGAACGGUGUGGUACGACUCGCAAAAAUUCCUGAAGUCGGCCAGGACCCAAAUCUUCUCAAUUGAUGACAUCCAGGAGUUGCGGCCUGGCCACCAGUCUGAGGGCAUGCAGAAGUUUGCCAUGGAGAUCCCCGCUGCCCGUUGCUUCACCAUCGUCUUCAAGGGCAGGAAGAAGAACCUGGAUCUCAUUGCCAGUGACGCAAAGGAAGCCAAACACUGGAUUGACGGCCUCAACAAGCUCAAGAAGAGAGAUUCCAAAAUGAACAAGAGAGAGCGUCUGGACCAAUGGUUUCAAAUUUAUCUUCAAAAGGCUGAUGUGAACAAAGACAAUAAAAUGACGCUGGAUGAAGUAAAACAGUUUCUGCGCAUGAUGAACAUUGAGGUGGAUGAUACAUAUGCAAAGGAGCUGUUUGCGAAAUGUGAUAAAUCAAUGGAUGGCGCAAUCCAUGGCAAAGAGAUUGAGGAGUUUUACGAGCUGGUGACAGAGCGUGAGGAGAUCAGCACCAUCUUCGAGGCCUACUGUGACAAGAACCGUCUCCUUGCAGUGGACAAGCUGACAGAGUUUCUGCGGAAGGAGCAAAGGGAGAACGUAAACCAGCAGUACGCAGCACAGCUCAUCCAAAAGUACGAACUCAAUGAGGAAGCAAGGUCUGAUUCCAUCAUGACCAAGGAUGGUUUUAUGUGCUAUCUGAUGUCACCAGCUGCUGACAUUUUCAACCAGGACCACAACAAAGUUCACCACGACAUGUCAAAACCACUCAAUCAAUAUUAUAUCUCGUCCUCCCACAACACCUACCUGACAAAAGACCAGCUUGAAGGACCCAGCAGCGUUGAGGCCUACAUCAGUGCCCUAAAUAAAGGCUGCCGCUGUGUGGAGUUGGACUGCUGGGAUGGACGAGAUGGAGAACCAGUCAUUUAUCACGGCUACACUCUCACCUCAAAAAUCCUCUUCAAGGACGUCAUCCAAGCAGUAAAGCAAUAUGCCUUUAAGACCUCUCCUUAUCCUGUCAUCCUGUCUCUGGAGAAUCACUGCAGCAUAGAGCAACAAGUUGCCAUGGCUCAGCACAUGAAAAGCAUCCUUGGCGACAUGCUGCUCACCAAGACAAUCGACGGCAAGGUCCCGGCCAACUUUCCCUCACCUCAGCAACUGAUGGGGAAGAUUCUGGUGAAAGGCAAGAGGCUGAAUCGCCUGGAAGCUGCCCAGGAGGCAGAUUCAAACGAUGAGGUUUCCGAUGAGGAUGAAGCCGCUGAACAAGACAGUGCAAACGAGCAAAAGGAAGUAAAAAAGAGUGGGAAGAUAAAGUUGGCCAAAGAACUCUCAGACAUGGUCAUCUACUGCAAGAGUGUCCACUUCAAUGGAUUUGAAGAUGCUGUAGAAAAUCAGGUUUUCUACGAGAUGUCAUCCUUUGUAGAAAACAAGUUCAAUAAACUGGUACAAGAAACGGCCAAGCCAUUUAUUGAACUGAACACCCGACAGCUGAGUAGGAUUUACCCAGCAGGACUGAGAACGGAUUCCUCCAACUACAAUCCCAUUGACAUGUGGAAUGCUGGCUGUCAGAUUGUGGCUCUAAACUUCCAGACCCCAGGGCAGGAGAUGGACGUCAACCAGGGGAAAUUUCUGGACAAUGGUUUCGCUGGUUACAAUCUGAAGCCAAAAUUUUUGAGAGAAAAGUCUGGCUUCGAUCCAAAGAACAUUCAGAAGGGUUCGUGGCUAAGUAAGAAGAAGCUCCAUGUAAUGGUUAUCUCUGCCCAGCAGCUUCCGAAAUCGAACAGGAUGAAACUGAAGUCUGUUGUGGAUCCUCUGGUGGUGGUGGAGGUUUUUGGAGUUGGUGAAGACAGUGAUUUGAAAGAAACAGAACACGUCUCCAACAAUGGAUUCAGCCCCAUGUGGAACACUACCUUCCAGUUUGACAUUAACAUCCCUGAGCUGACUCUUGUGCGGUUUGUGGUGCAGGACUACGACAUGUCAUCCAAGAAUGACUUUAUCGGACAGUUCACGCUGCCCUUCACAAGCUUGAAACUAGGCUAUCGACACAUUCACCUCCUGUCGGAGAGCGGAGACCCCCUUCCUUCGGCAUCACUGUUUGUCCACAUCAUGAUCGAGUAAAGCACUGGUAUCUGCUUCCAUCUAGACCCUGACUUCCAGACUGCAGCCUACAGGCCCGAAGUGGGGGAGAGCGAGAGAGGCAGGGUGGGGGGUUGAGCUAAAUGGAGAGAGAGAUUGGGCAAAUGGAGUGAGGGAGGGGGUGGAAAGUAGGAAAGUGUAGAAGGGUGUGACCAUAUGAGAGGGAUAUGUGAUGAUGAGAGUGGGGGGGCAAGGAGGGGGACAGGCGACAGUUUGCACAAAGACAAUCCUAGUAUCUGGUUUCUUUCCAGAGGACUGUGGGAGACUUCGAUGCUGCUGAGGCUUGUUUUGACCAAUACAAUUUCUGUCCCUUUUUUAACUUUUCUUUCUAAAAAAAAACGUAGUGUAUUUUAGUUCAAUCAUAAUCUACAGACACAGUGAAAGAGGGGUUACAUUCACUCAUCUGACAGUACCUGAUUUGCUUGGGGGAUAUUCUUUAUAAGACACUGUCUACAACUUACAUUUUAUCAAUUUUAUUAAAAGGACACAUGCUGCCCA
Molecule: messenger RNA, 2936 nt
Organism: Rhincodon typus (whale shark)
Lineage: Eukaryota; Metazoa; Chordata; Chondrichthyes; Orectolobiformes; Rhincodontidae
Gene: plcd1a
Product: phospholipase C, delta 1a
Exons: 15
Coding region: 177-2420 (747 amino acids)
Biological process (GO): phosphatidylinositol-mediated signaling; lipid metabolic process
Molecular function (GO): calcium ion binding; phosphatidylinositol-4,5-bisphosphate phospholipase C activity
Source: RefSeq, a predicted model, not a curated record